Cydia strobilella is the source of this 1775-nucleotide messenger RNA. Its product is annotated as lysophosphatidylserine lipase ABHD12-like. Gene Ontology annotation, molecular function: phosphatidylcholine lysophospholipase A1 activity; monoacylglycerol lipase activity. Gene Ontology annotation, biological process: phosphatidylserine catabolic process; monoacylglycerol catabolic process. The record is from RefSeq and is a predicted model, not a curated record. Bases 146 to 1273 code for a protein of 375 amino acids. The transcript is spliced from 11 exons. Gene Ontology annotation, cellular component: endoplasmic reticulum membrane. NCBI's taxonomy places the organism in Eukaryota, Metazoa, Arthropoda, Insecta, Lepidoptera, Tortricidae.
CAAAAGUUCGAAGGUUCUUCGAUAAAUUACAUCUAUUCGCUGCCGAUUUUGCAUUGCACAUUCAGUAUUAUUAUAAUAAAUUAGAUUCACAAUUAAAGCUGCUACGUUUUCUCAUGAAAAUCACCAACCACUUCCAUUGCGUAACAUGUUAGACGGAAUUUUGAUCUGCGUGUGUCUUUACACUGCCGCGUUGCUUCUACUUGGAAGCGCGCUGACUGCGGGGUUACUUGUGGUCCAUGUGGCCGUGGUGCCACUUGUCUUUCGCUACUCCAAGACCUUUCGCCGGAGCCUCAUCUUUGCCAACUUUGUACAAUGGCCUCUGCACAUAGAUCAUGAAGACCCGGCGUCAAGCGGCAUAGAGGGGGCACGGAACCUCAGCAUUGAAUACCAGUCUAAAGUCGAUAACUGCACUAUCAAAAUUGGAAUAUGGCACAUCCUCCCAAAGAGCGUGUACGAGCGCUUGAAGCAGCAUUUUUCCGAGGGUUGCGACAAGGAACAGCUCCAUAAACUGCUGGAUGAGGAGCUGGCCAACUCCAAGACGCCCAUCAUGCUCUACUGCCAUGGAAAUUCUAAUUCUCGAGCGGCAUCGCACAGAAUUCAGCUUUAUAAGUUCUUUCAGGAGAUGGAAUUCCACACCAUAGCCUUGGAUUACAGAGGUUACGGAGACUCUACCAACAUUCCUCCUAGUGAGAAUGGGGUGGUAGAAGACUCUCUCAUGGUGUAUGAGUGGCUGCGAAACACCGUUGACAAAGGGCCUAAACCUAGCAUUUUUGUAUGGGGACAUUCUUUAGGCACGGGAAUAUCGUCGCAUCUCCUGGGCAAUCUGCCAGAAUUGUCAACGGUACUUUUGGAGCGGUCCGCUUUACCGUUGCCUGAUGGUCUGAUCCUGGAAGCACCUUUUAAUAACUUGGCGGAUGAAGUGGCACACCAUCCUUUGUCUAAGCUAGUACAGUGGCUGCCCUACUACCAGCAAACGUUCGUAUCGCAGUUUGUGUCCCGGCCCGAGCACUGUUUCCGCUCGGACGAGCAUCUCGCUCGCACACGUUCCCUUCCCGUUCUAAUUCUACAUGCGAGGGAUGACGUCAUUGUGCCACAUGUUGUUGGGGCUAAGCUGUACGAAUCAAUCCGCCAAUCGCGCGGCGAGAGCGACGCACCAGUCAUUCUGCACUCGUACGACAAAAGCGAGAAUCUCGGACACAAGUGGAUUUGCAACGCUAAAGAUUUACCAGAAAUCGUAGGGAAAUUCGUGGCAACUCAUCGAUCUUCGAAGUGAAAGUAAAUUUAAUAAUAUAUCUUUAUGCCGGGGCCGCACUAAAGGGAAAAUCAAAAAUCACUUGCGUUUCUAUGUGUGAACGGCACGUCUGUACACGCGGCAGGCUUCAUUGUGUGAGUAAGUUGCUUAAAAAUAGUACUGAGCGGCCGGCAAAAGAUCGGCAAUCUGUUGUAGCGGGGCGAGGUAAUUCGAGUCGGGGCGGGGCGGUGCGUGGCCGUUCUGUAUGAUAAUACUAUUACUUAUUCUGUGACGGCGGGAGACGCCGUUGAUUAUCGAGAUAAUCCCAGUGUGGCCGUAUGAAAAACGUCGAAUUAACGCGAAAAUUAACGCGUUUCCCGUUAAUGUGGCCACAGCAUUACGGUCACAAAUGUCACUGAGCGGGUAUUUAUUUAUUUAAUUAUUAAAUAUUAGCUUGUAUAGUGCACCACUGGUAAGACAUUAAGUACAAUCAGUAGGUAUCAUUUCUAUAAUGAAAUUUUGUUUUAGUCUGGUUUUGCUAAUA